Helianthus annuus (common sunflower) is the source of this 816-nucleotide messenger RNA. RefSeq names its product auxin-induced in root cultures protein 12. NCBI's taxonomy places the organism in Eukaryota, Viridiplantae, Streptophyta, Magnoliopsida, Asterales, Asteraceae. The transcript has 2 exons. Bases 1 to 816 code for a protein of 271 amino acids. The record is from RefSeq and is a predicted model, not a curated record.
AUGGCGUUCCUCCACCCAAAACCACCGCUGCUCCGCCUCCUCCUGCUAACAUGCGCAUCUCUCCUCCACCUAACCUCACCAACACACUCUCUCAACACCUGCACUUCACAAAACAUCGGCAACAACCUCUACACAAACUGCACCGAUCUACCAACACUCAACGCAUCUCUCUACUACAACCACAUCGCCAAAACCUCCUCAAUCUCCAUCGCCUUCGUCGCGCCUCCAUCUAAACCGGACGGCUGGAUCGCCUGGGCGAUCAACCCGACGCAAACCGGCAUGGCCGGUUCACAAGCUUUAAUCGCGUUUAAAAACUCUAAUGGAACAAUGAAUGUGAAGACGUAUAAUAUUAGUUCGUAUUCAUCGAUCGUUGAAGGUAAAAUUGCGUUUGAAGUUUCGGAGGCUAGAGCGGAGUAUAGCGCCGGAUCUAUGAAGAUCUACGCGACGGUGAAGUUGCCGGAGACGAUGACGGAGGUGAAUCAUGUCUGGCAGGUUGGUGGUGCGGUUGUGGAUGGUGUGCCGGUGAAGCAUGAGUUUCAGCCGGAGAAUUUGAGUGCGAAGGGGAAGUUGCGGUUGCGUGUGGCGGAGGUGAGUGGUGGUGGUGGUAGUCCUGCUGGUGCUCCGGGCAUCAGCCCUAACCCUAACCCUAACCCUAGCUCUGGUUCUGGUACUGGUUCGGGUUCUGGUUAUAAGAAGAGUCGGUAUCUGGAUGAUGCUGUAAGGGAGGUGAAGGAUUUGGGUCUUAUUCGUGACAAAAUGUUAUGUGUGAGCAGCGGUUUUACCACAAUGGGUUCUCGAGCAGUGAGUUUUUCUUGA